UUGAGCGUCAUCUAGCGAACAAUCAAAAAUGGAUUUUCUGAAAUUUUCUGAAUUUUAAAGUGUAAAUAAAAUGUAAAAGAUGAAGUCAUGGCAGCGACCUUUGACCUUGCCAUGUGAACUGGAAUCUUGGGACAAGGUUACCAAUGCAUUAGCAGAUUUACGAAAUAUCCGCACACUAGAUGAGCUGAGGAAUGCCUUAGACAAUCUCCAACAGAUUUCCAGUGAGAAGAGUCAAUCUGAUAAGGGGGGUAUAUAUUCAGGCCUAUUGUAUUAUUUACAAUAUGAAUGCAGUGAAUGUGAGCUGGAUCUGUUCAUCAACCUGACCUUGACAUGCAUCGUUGAUCUAGUCAGAACUUCACAGGACAUUAGACAGAGGCGACAAAGUCAGACAGAUAAUGGUGCUAGUUUGACUCUAAGUCAGGAAUAUUUGCAGUCACUUUUAGCAUCAGCUUUGUUGUGUCUCCUACCACAAGAUGGCACCUCUAGUCUUAAUUUUACAUCACUUUACCGACAAAUACCUUUUAGCUCUUUGGCCUCCAGUAAACUCAAGACAGUCCUAACAUACAUGGAGGACAUCAGUAAACAUUACUCAACAGGAGAAUGCUCUCCAAAUAUACAAAUACAAAUGAAGACAAUGGAGACAUGUGACCUACCAAGCCUCAGUGAUUGGUUGAUGUCUACAAAACCACUCUGCCAAGUUCAUAUUAAUGAAACAGUAGACAAAAACAAAGAAGAAGGUCCUACCAGGAAAACUUACACCGAUGCUCAGACAUCAUUUACAGUGAAUGAUCCACCCCGAAAUAUGAGAAAUCAAUUAGAUGAAUGCAAACUACGUACAUUUGAUAGAUUUGAGCCAAAUCAGAAGAGGCCAAAGGAACCUGAUGCCAUACAUGCAAGAAAUACACAUCUGAUUUAUAUUGAUCAGAAUGACAAUACAUGCAACCAGGAGAUGUAUAAACAUCCAGACUUGUUAGUCGCUAGUAGUUACCAGGAAGAACUAAGAGCAGGGGAUGCUCUCUGCCUUACAGCAGACAACAGUACUGAUCCAUACAUUGUUGGGAUUGCAACACAGCCUUACACUACAAGUUCUCAACAUCAAUACUCCAUCGAAUCCUUGCUCUCUGAACUCAACACCAUGUAUACAGCUCUUGGAUCCUAUAGCAACACCAAUGUAAACAACAAUGUGGUUGGCAAGUGUUCUCAACCUGAAGAUACGACAAGCAAUAUGAUUGGUCAGAAUUUUGAUGCAGAUUAUCUCAUUGGACAAAAGGAGGAUGGAUCUGAAUGUGAUAGCUCUACUGUACAAUCAGAGGACUUUCAAAGUGCCACUGAAACAUUAAGUAAUGCAGAAGCUGAACCUAAUGAAGAAGAUUUAGUUGAGUUUUAUCAAACAACCAAUCAGAGCUACUUGGUGCCAACCAGUCAAGCCCAAAACCUGUUAACCAAUCAGGAUUUAGGGACAUUGGAACCAAACAAUCUUGCAUUAAAAGGACAAUUACAAACCAAUGAGAAUCUCAACCAAAGUGCCAAUCAUGAUACUCAUUUUUUAAAAGUAUCCAAUGAGAGUCCACUUGAUGCCAAAUUUACUAAUGACUCCUGCCUUGAUGCAGAGUAUGGUAAUGUAGCUGCCCAAAUGGAUGAGGAGGAGGUUGCAUUUAUUAGAAUGGUGAAAGGCUUUAAACCUCCUGUUGUAUCUCAGACCCAAAGUAUCGACCACCCCUGUAGGCCUGAACAUUUGGGGGAGGGUGAACCAUCGCUGGAACAGCUAGCUUGGAUGACUGAAUUUAGACGACGAAGUUCAAACUUGAGUGAUCUGUCUUCACGACGAAGUAGUACAAAGAGCAGCUUAUCCAGAACUAGCAGCAGAUGCAGCUCAGAUUUCAGUUCAGAAUUUGAAGAAUAUUAUGAAAAUUUUCAAAAUGUUACAAAAAAAAUUCACCCACCUGCAAUUACUGAGGAACCACAAGGAACUCAGAAUGUGUCUGAUUUUGCUUCAGAGUUUGUAGAAGGCAUUCUUACAGAGAGUGCCUGUACAGCAGCAGAUAUGACCCCAGGGGUACAGAACUUUGCUGUUUUCACCCAGAAAAAGUUAUCAACCAUAAAACGUCCUAAAGCGCAAAAAAUACAUCGGACUGGUGCACAACAUUUUGAUGAAAAUCAAGCAGUUGUGCGAUCCAGGAAAAUGAGCUCUGGUAGUGACAUAUAUAAAAAUAAUUCAGAUUCUGAUGAGUCAUAUAGGAACAACAAAGUCACUGACUAUCAACCAUGUAAUAGUAACCAAUUACACAGUCAUGAUUUGGACUUUCACAAUGAACAGGAAACUGCCCAUCAGCAUAGGAUUGCUGCUAAUUUUAUUGACAAUAUGUUUAAUGAUACGCUCCUCCUGAUGAGAAAUGGGGCACAUCUAGCAGCAGACCAAGCAGAUAACUGUGAGCUACAGGGGGCAGUUGGAGGGGAACCAGACAAUAAUAUAGAUGAGAAGUACUCAUUGGUUCAAUAUUUACCAAAAUAUCAAAUCCAAAAUUCUGAAUUUCAAAGCAAUCUUGAAAUUCAAGAAAAUCUUCAGAUUUUAGAUUUUGCCUCCAACUCAGCUGAUUUUAUCCUACACCAAGUUUACCAGCAAUUCACAGAAGAUCCUAAUUCAGUGGCACCACCUUGUGAAGAAAUGUAUUACCAUAUCACCCCACCUAUUGAGCAAAGUGAUGAUCAUAAGAUAUUUCUUGAGAAUGUUAAGUCAUAUGUUGACUGCUUAGUUGAUGCUGGUUUCAGUGAAGCACUAUGUCAAUUUCAACCUCCAGGACCCCAACUUCAGCCUAUUGGAUUUCAACCUUUACCCCCUGAAUAUAAUUUGCAACUGACUUUAACCCAUUCCUCGCCUAUAGGACCUCAGUCCAAAUCGCUAGAACCACAACCCUCAUCCCAGAGUAUUGACCCCAAUGCCAGUAGAAUAGAGGAUUAUGCGACAUUAAUUGUGACACAGGUAAUUCAGUCUGCUCUGGAAGAGAUCAAGUCUUAUCUUAAGCAUCCACAUACAAACAUGUCUGAUGAUCUCAAAAUACUUUUGCAGCAGACCACUGAUUAUAAGUGCAACAAUAUAAGUGAGACUUUGUCUGAGCAAGUGAUAGACUCUGGCAUAAAAUUAGCGAAUUAUGCUGAACUUGUAUCCAGUGAUAUCAUGCAUGAUGCACUAUUAGAUAUAGAACUCAGAAUGAGUAACCCAAUACACAUUAUUGAAACAUCAAGAUCUUUGACACCAGAUGAGCAGUACUUUGAAGAAGAAUUCUUAAGGGAGUCACCAAUGCCAACACUCUCAGUGCCAUCUAGUGGUGAUACAAAUUUGGGCAAAUUUGCUGUAGAUCUUGCUAGGAGGGCAUCAUAUGAGGAUACCACCCGUCGUGCUUCAAACAGCUUUCAAGAUAGUACCUUAUCAGCAUUCGCAGAUGAGUUGGUUCAAAGUAAUCCGAAUUUGCCCUCCCUCAGUAUGUUUCAACAGUGUCUGCAUGUUGAUCUACAUCCUGACACUUCAGAUUAUUUGGCCAAAAGAGGGAGCUUUGAUAGUAGCCAGUAUAUGAGAAGUCACCAUGAUCAAAACAAUGACUCAACAAAAUUAAGCAGCAGUUGGUGCUCAUUGGCAUUAAAACACGAAAAGUCUAAAGGGGCAGGGACCUUAAAUUCCACAGGUGGUAUUACUUUACACAUACCAAAGUUUCAUAUAAACCCUAGAAAUAUUCAUCACAUGACCAGACUCAAAGUUACCCCAGAACUGGAGACUCAUUGUGAUGAUUUGGUGUUCGAUACACUUCAAACUGUUAUUUACGACAUCACACACCCCUCAGUCCCAUGUGCCAAAACUGACCAUGUAAGCUAUGACAAAGAUUCAACCAUAUCAGCACAGAUGCUUUUAUUUGCUGACUGUAUUGUGCAAAAUGCUAUUCAGCAAGCCCUUGAUAUAGUGUCUGUAAGCCCCUCAGAUCUAGCAGAAGCUGGCAGUGACUUGGAAGAGUACUUUGACUGUAUUGCCUACCCUGACACUGUGACGUCCUAUUCUACCAUGCUCAGUAGAAACAUCAUAGAUGGAGCAUACCUGGAUGUUAAGGCAAGGAUCUCUGGGAACCAUUUGCAGUGUCCGAGGUCAGUGAGUGUCCACCUGAUGGGAGAUUCCCAACUAUGUGCUAUCAUUCAAUGGAUCAGUGCCUCCUAUUGUGAUAUUUCCACACUAUGUUUGAACACCUGUGAUAACGAAUUUCUCUCACAGAUGCAUACUGAGGGCCCAGGAAGACCUCAAUUGUGGUGUUGUCAAAGACAUUAGGCCCCUAGAUGACCUUAUAAUUCAAUUGAGGAAAGAGUAAAGACAUUAGGCCACUAGAUGAUCU
Messenger RNA from Owenia fusiformis, 4373 nucleotides. NCBI's taxonomy places the organism in Eukaryota, Metazoa, Annelida, Polychaeta, Sabellida, Oweniidae. The record is from the annotation of a GenBank genome assembly.